CGCCCCACUCGUAUCCAUGGAUGUUACACACAGGGAAUCCUAGUGAUGUCACACGGCCGGCCUCAUCCCCCUGUGUUCCCAACGCCUCCGCCAAUCAGACGGCAGGACAGGUGAUUCCCGCUAUAGCAGCCGCCCGAUCUCCACCUUUAUAUAGAAGAAUAGUACCCUAGGGAGCAUCACUGCAGCGCAGGGACACAAAGGGAGUCGCUGCACCGGGGCUCGCAGAAAGGGAAUCCAGGAGCGAUGGACUGGAAGUUAGAGAAGAUUUCCUCUCGGCGAGUUAGAGCAGAGGAGGACAUGAUGUGGGAAGGUGUCAUGAAAACACUUGGGAAAGACCUCAGGUGGAGCAGAAAAUACAGCAUGCAGAAAAUGAACAAGACACCUGAUGGAAGGAGCUCAUAUUCAAGAUUUAAAAGAAGCAUCAUGAAGCGACGUGCUUGCCAUGUUCCUUUCGCUAGUAGCCCUGUUUCCACAAAAUGGUGCCAAAAUAUGGAUCAAAUUCAGGGGACGGGUCUUUCUUCCUCCCCAUCUGAGGAACUUUGCCAGACACCUGAACCACUGGUUCUGCUUCCAUAUUUGACAGAAAUCCCCAUCACGGCUAUCCCUGACUGUGCCCAGAAGCCACCUAGUCUGAAGGACACCUCUGCACCAAAACGUACUCAAAAAACAUCAAAGAAACUGCUAAGUCAGACUAGGCUGAAGUUUCUUCAGGAGCAGAACUUCCUGCAGACUGUGGAAGAUUUCAAACGUGGUUCGUGUAUAAGGCAUGACAGCAACAUUAAGAUCUGUGAAAAGGACACGUGUAUGUGGAAAGGAUGUCUACAAACUAAGAAAAACAAAAGCUUGGGCCAGAAAACUCAAAAGGUCCAUAUCUGCUCCCACACCAUCUUACAGCCAGAUAUUCGACUCCAUAUAAUUGGCCUUCAUAAUGACUACUAUCUGAAUCUGCUUGACUGGAAUUCAGAAAAUCUUGUUGCCAUUGGGCUAAAGUCAACAGCAUAUAUAUUCAGUGGGGAAAACAGGACUGUAACUCAAAAAAUACAUUUGUCCUGUCCAGCGACAUAUGUAUCAUCAGUAUCCUGGAUUAGCUCUGGAACAUGUCUGGCAAUAGGAACUAGCAGUGGAGAAGUACAGCUGUGGGACAUUGAAACACAAAAGAGACUGAGAAAUAUGCUGGGACAUAUGUCAGUUGUGGGAGCCUUAAGCUGGAAUAAUCACAUACUUAGCAGCGGGUCACGGCUUGGGCAUAUUCAUCACCAUGAUGUUCGAAUAGCUGAGCACCAUAUUGGAACGUUGCAACACAAGCAAGGCAUCUGCAGUCUGAAGUGGUCACCAUGUGGCAACAAAUUAGCUAGCGGCUCAAGUGAUGGGGACCUAAAGAUCUGGCCCUGUGAUCCAGGGGAGACCAAGCUUAAGUCACCAUUGCUAAAUAUGCCUCAUCCGACUGCUGUAAAGGCCAUGAACUGGUGCCCAUGGCUCUCCGACACACUUGCCGUGGGUGGAGGCAUGACAGAUGGGCUCAUACGUAUAUGGGACACAAACUCUGGGAAGAACAUUCAUUCUGCAAAUACAAACUCACAGAUCUGCUCCCUGCUUUGGCUGCCGCAGACUAAAGAACUGCUUACUGGCCACGGACCCAGCAGAAAUCAGAUGACUAUCUGGCAAUACCCUUCUUUGUUAAAAAUGAAUGAUUAUUACGGGCACAAAGGAAGAGUCCUGCAUCUUGCAUUAAGUCCAGAUCAAAGAAGGAUCUUUUCUGCUGCAGCAAAUGGAACAGCCAAUAUAUGGAAGUACGGCAACUGAGAGGAAACAAGAACCCUGAGUGUUUGUUGAAAAAGACUUAAAGUGAACAGGCUUCUUUCUCUGUUAAAUUCAUGGUGUUAUAAAAAAAAAAUACCUUCCUGAUGCUUUUUAUAGUCUGUAGCCACUUCCUCUUUGGCAGAGAAGGAAAUUAAGUGGUGUACUUAUUUAAAAAACAAACAGUAUUAUAAACAAUUUUUUUAGCCUGUCAGAGAAAGAAAGAGUAUGUAGUAUAUGCAGUUUCCAUCCUUUGCAUUCUGCCUUUGUGUCCACCCCUCCUUAUAUAACAACUGAGCUUCUGCCAGGCCAUGGCAUUUACAUUUCCCAGGUCACAAAAGCUAGAGCACUAAAGAGUGCAAGAGUGCAAAGCCCAAGGCCUACUUUUGUGCCUCCGCCAGCUGACCCUGUUGUUUAGAACGCUGCCUUUAUAUUGUAAGCUCUUGUGUUAAAUUAUUGUAAGAUCCCCGUUUGUUAUGAAUCAAUGCGAAACACUGCGAAACUUGCUGGAGCUAUAUACAUGAUGACGAUGCCUAAUGCAAGCAGCACUCUAUUCAAGCGGUUAGCUGCAGGUCUCAGUUCUCGGAAAUAGAACACAGAGGCCUGAACACAAUAUGCAAAGUGCACCAAAAUGACUAGCUAUGGCCUUUUUUGCCACUUUGCACACUGCGUUCUGCAAUAUAAAUUACCCCCAUAAACUCCUAAAUACAUGACUUUUGUCUGCAUUUUACCAGCCACUCAGAUGUAUUCAGAAUGGUCCUCUGAGAAGUUUUGCAAUUUACAUUAGUUUUCUUAUUGUGUUUUCUGAGAUAAUAGCAGUUCUAGACCGUUUCAGACUCUUUAAAAGUUUUAGCAACCCUAUCUAAUGCACUUUCUAUGGACUUCAUUUAUAACUCAGUUAACUCUAGGCUUGCUGACCAGAGAGAACUGUUGAGAUACAAGCCUGGUAUUAGCAGCCUAAAACUUCUAAUAACUCAGAAACAGCUAAAAUAGUAAAAAAGUAAAUCUAAGUAAUCUAAUCUAAGUUGUAAAAGUGCCCAGAGAAGCACUCAGUAAGUUCACUUAAUGCCUUUGCCUACAUUUCUAAAUUUAUAUUUGCUGGUACAUAAAAAUUAUACACUCAUAAAUACAGCUGAGAAAAACAGGGCAUAUUUACUUAUGCCCAGAUGCACAGAAAGGGCACUUUGGGGCACUCGAUCACUUAGCACUUUCCCCUGCGGCACAACUGUGGUGUGCGCCUCAUGCACCUUGUGCCCCCCCCCCCGAGUGCUCUCUAACUUGUGUGACUUGCCUGAGGUACACAGCUCAGCUAUGUCCUGUAUGCAAAGUGCUACACCCAAGAUACUCAAGAUAUUUUUGCUAAAAAAGUGCAAAAAUAUCUUGGUUUGCUCUUUUUUUUUUUGCCCUUUACACCUUGACUGUUCUUUGUAAAUGAUCAUUAUGCCUCUUUGCUGUCUGUAUGGAGAAUAAUAUAUUUGUUGAUGUAAUAUGUGUGAAAGUGUAGGUGUUCUUUCCAGCUUGUUUAUAGGAUGUCGGAUGUCGGAUUGUGAACUCAUAGUUAUUUAUGUCUUAAUUUAUAUCAUGUAGUAUGUGUAAAUAUUAAUUAUUAUCUGUCUUGUAUUAUUUAUUUGUCUUUAAGACAGCUGGGAAUACUGUAUUUAUUGUUAUGGAAUCUGUAACCUUAUAGUGAAUUAAAUUCUUUACUGUUUGUGGAAUUAUUGAUGUAUUUAAAUUUCACCAAUGAAAAUGCUACUGAUGCCAGGAGGCACAAAGUGGUAUAAAGCUGAUGGUGGGGAAAUGUUAUUUGUGCUACAGGCUUUAGUUUGUAAGCUCCAGUGGGGCAGGGACUGAUGUGAAUCAUAAACAGUUAAGAGCUCUAUGAAUGUGUCAUGUAAAUAAAGGAUAAAAAAGACAACUAUUUGGGAGAUCCUUGGAAAUAAAGUUGCAGAUAAAACAUA
Xenopus tropicalis (tropical clawed frog) is the source of this 3755-nucleotide messenger RNA. It is a transcript of the gene cdc20b, whose product is annotated as cell division cycle 20B. Gene Ontology annotation, molecular function: ubiquitin-protein transferase activator activity; anaphase-promoting complex binding. The record is from RefSeq and is a predicted model, not a curated record. The transcript has 12 exons. The coding region runs from base 244 to 1803 and encodes 519 amino acids. NCBI's taxonomy places the organism in Eukaryota, Metazoa, Chordata, Amphibia, Anura, Pipidae.